AUGGGCAACGGCCAGUCCGUGAACGCGGCGAAGCGCCAGUCCCUGCGCAAGCUGACGGACAUCAUCUCACCCGUCCCCGCGGACAUCGACGUCGCGCAGCGGCGCACGAUCGCCGCCGCGUGCGGGCUCGCCGAGGACGACUACGAGCCGUACGGACGCUACAAAGCCAAAGUCAGCGAGCGCGUCGCGAGUCGCAAGACGGAUACCACGUCCGGGGGGCGCGGCGGAUACUACGUCGUCGUCGCGGGCAUCAAUCCGACGCCGCUCGGCGAGGGCAAGUCCACGACGACGAUCGGCCUCGCGCAGGCGAUGGGCGCGCACCUGGAGAGACCCACCGUGGCGUGCAUCCGGCAGCCGUCCAUGGGGCCGACGUUCGGGAUCAAGGGCGGCGCCGCGGGCGGAGGGUACUCGCAGGUGAUCCCCAUGGAGGAGAUGAACCUGCACCUCACGGGGGACAUUCACGCCAUCGGCGCGGCGAAUAAUCUCCUCGCGGCGGCGCGCGUGUUCCACGAGCUCACGCAGAAGGACGAGGCGCUGUUCGACCGCCUGUGCCCCAAGGGGAAGGACGGGAAGCGCGGCGCGUUCGCGAAGAGCAUGCGCGGGCGGUUGGAGAGGCUCGGGUUAGGGCACAAGAGGGACGACGCCGACGCGCUCACGACGGAGGAACGCGCGAAAUUCGCGCGGCUCGACAUCGACCGCGAACGCAUCUCGUGGCGCCGCGUCGUGGACAUGAACGACCGGUUCUUGAGGAAGAUCACGAUCGGGCAGUCGGACACGGAGAAGGGGUUCACGCGAGAGACCGGGUUCGACAUCACCGUCGCGAGCGAGAUCAUGGCGGUGUUGGCGAUGACGACGAGCAUGGAGGACAUGGAACGCAGGCUCGGCGCGAUGGUCGUCGCGCCGGACGUAUGCGGGAACCCGGUCACCGCGGACGAUCUCGGUGUCACCGGCGCGUUGCUCGCGCUGAUGAAGGACGCGAUCAAACCGACGCUGAUGCAAACGCUCGAGGGCACCCCCGUGCUCGUGCACGCGGGUCCGUUCGCGAACAUCGCGAGCGGCAACUCGUCCGUGAUCGCGGAUCAGAUUGGGCUGUCCAUGGUGGGCGAGGGCGGGUUCGUGCUCACCGAAGCCGGCUUCGGCGCCGACAUCGGUCUCGAGAAGUUUAUGCACCUCAAGUGCCGCUCCAGCGGCUUGAAACCGCACGCCGCGGUCAUCGUCGCGACCGUCCGCGCGCUGAAACUUCACGGCGGCGGACCCGCGGUGACCCCGGGGAAGCCGCUCGCGGAGGCGUACACGCGCGAGGACGUCGAGCUGGUGAAGAAGGGCGUCGCCAACUUGACGCGGCACGUGGAGAACACGAAAAAGUUUGGCGUCCCCGUGGUUGUGGCGCUGAACGUGUUUCCGUCCGACACCGCGGAGGAGCACGAGGCGAUUCGCGCCGCCGCGAUCGCCGCGGGCGCGGACGACUGCGUGCUGUGCACGCACCACGCGGAGGGCGGGAAGGGCGCGACGAAACUCGGGGAGGCGGUCGCGGCGGCGUGCGAGAAGAACAAAGACGCCGAGGAGUUCAAACUCUUGUACCCGGACUCCAUGGGCAUCAAAGAGAAGAUCUCGAAGAUCGCAUGCGAGCUGUACCGCGCGAAGGACGUCUCGUUCAGCGAGCAAGCGGAGGAAAAGAUCGCGAUGUUCACCGCGCAAGGGUUCGCGAGCUUGCCGAUAUGCAUGGCGAAGACGCAGUACUCGUUCUCGCACGACGCGAACCUCAAGGGCGCGCCGAGCGGGUUCACGCUGCCCAUCGGCGACUUGCGAUGCAGCGCGGGCGCCGGGUUCAUCGUCCCUCUCGUCGGCGCGUUUCCGACCAUCCCGGGGUUGCCGACUCGGCCGGCGUACUACGAGAUCAGCGUCGACACGAAGACGGAUCGGGUGGUCGGGUUAUCGUGAUGGAUUGAUUGGAUUUGAUUGGACGGAUGGGUUGGUGUUGAUGACGUGUCGGUGUUUGAUUGGAGGACGCGACGCGACGCGACGCGACGCGGCGCGGCGGUGGGUACGGAACCGCCGCGCUUCUUAAUACGACGGCGCGCCUACACGUACCAUUAUUUCUCCUCCCGGGGUCGCGAGCGAGGCUGGGACGAACGCGUCGUUCACGCGAUGCGAUCGAUCGUCGCGACUACUACCGACCGUGCCGUCGAACACUCGCGUCAUCACUACCUAGGACUACUUCACGCCGUCGCCGUCCGCGGUCGCCGCGGUCGCCGUCGCGGUCGCCGUCGCGGUCGCCGUCGCCUUCUUCGCUUCCUCUCUCUCGCGUUUCAUCUCGCGGAGCAGCGCGCGCCCUGUGGAGUUGAAAGGCGUCAGUUGAAGUUGAAAGGCGCCGAGGGUGGGUAUUGAAAGCGAGGGAUGGGCGGAGAGAUGCGCCGGGCAAAGUCCUUAAGGAUCGGCGUUCACCACGCGAACGCCGUCGUAUGGGAACCAUUGUAUAGAACGCACCUCUCUCGCGCUGCGCCGCAGCCUUGUGCCGCUUCGAGUCGCGAUGCGACGCGUAGUUCGCCGCGCUGCCGCACUGGACGCCGCACGUGACGCACUCGUACCUCUCCGCGGCGGCGUCGCUCUUCGCGCCGCGCGGUUCCGGUUCCGGUUCCGGUUCCGGGUCCGGCGAUUCGUCGUCGAUCCGUCGCGGUGCCUUCUCCGCGUCUUCUUCGCGUCCUUCGCCUCGGCCGUCGCCGCCGUCGCCGUCGCGCUUCCUCUUCUCCCCCGCGCGCGCCGCCUCCGCCGCCUUCGCGUACGCCUGCAUCUCCGCGCCGCCCUCCGUCUUCGCCCUCUCCCGCGCCUCGAGCCGCUCGCGCAAGCGCUCGCGCGCGGCGACGUCGCGCGCGCCGUUGCCCUUUCCGGGCCGCCGCCCUUUGCCCCCGCCCGUGCCCCAGCCCUCUCUGCUCCCUCCGCCGUACUUGAACCCGUUGCUCUUCACCGCGAUCCCUUUGCUCAGGUCGCGCGAGGACUUGGACAUGUGCCCAUCUUUCGGCCCGGGCGCGGGCAUCGCCGUCCUCGCGACGCGGCGGCGGCGCGCG
Micromonas pusilla CCMP1545 is the source of this 3065-nucleotide messenger RNA. RefSeq lists its product as uncharacterized. The coding region runs from base 1 to 1941 and encodes 646 amino acids. Gene Ontology annotation, molecular function: ATP binding; formate-tetrahydrofolate ligase activity. NCBI's taxonomy places the organism in Eukaryota, Viridiplantae, Chlorophyta, Mamiellophyceae, Mamiellales, Mamiellaceae. The record is from RefSeq and is a predicted model, not a curated record. The transcript has 4 exons.